Messenger RNA from Chrysochloris asiatica (Cape golden mole), 2604 nucleotides. RefSeq names its product protein polyglycylase TTLL10-like. Lineage: Eukaryota; Metazoa; Chordata; Mammalia; Afrosoricida; Chrysochloridae. Bases 1 to 2604 code for a protein of 867 amino acids. The transcript is spliced from 15 exons. The record is from RefSeq and is a predicted model, not a curated record. Gene Ontology annotation, biological process: protein modification process.
AUGACGGCGGGGCCCUGCACGCAGCGACGGGGCCGCCCCACCACCUCCCUCCUGCUGGGCCCUCACGCCUCCCAUCCUGUCCUGCCCACACAAGCUUUGAGGCGGGGCUUCGUGGCAGGAACUGGACCUGGGGAGAUGGGGUUGGGCCUCCGGGGCCCUGGGCCUCAACGACCUGGCUACGCAGCGGGUUGGGCCUUGGGGGCCCUGGACCUUGACGGCGACCGUGCUGUGGACCACCUGGGCCGCGAGGUGGCUAGGAGCAAGUCUUUAAUCUCUGCAACUCCACGGAGCCACGGGUCCCAGCUCACCUCCCUUCCUAUUGGUUACACGCCCCUGAACGUUCAGAAAGUCUACACUUCUACCCGACCACGUCGGCUCCGCCGGCGCCGAGGAGGUGCGGAACGACAUCCGAAGGACAGUCCUGCUAAGGCAGGCCACACCCAGGGCCAACAAGAUGUGGACACUGCCCUGCCCCCUCGACGUACCAGGCCCCACAGGUCACAUGGAGAUCGGAGCCAGUCACAAGCAAAGGAUCCUGCCCUGGACCCAGAGCAGUGCCCACCCCCUGGCACAGCGGUCCAGGGCCAAGGGCCAAGACCCCAGGCAGCCCUGAGGCACCGCAGGAAGGCAGGAACCACGACUACUCACAGGAGCCCCCACCCAAGUGCUUCCAUGCCUGCAGCCCGCGGCCGCACCCAAUUUACCCAUCGUCGCGGACCCCCCACACGAGACCAGGUUGCCACCAAGAGAAGCAAGCGAUUGAAGGUGGCAGUAGUUCGGCGAGGCCGCCCCCAAGCGCCAGGUGAACACAAGCCAGACUGGGCGGGCAUCCACCACCGUCAAGGAAGGCCCCUGGCACCAGGCUGGGCCCAUGAGAGAUCAAUGGGCACUGGCCAAGAAGAGGGGCGCCUGCAUCAGCUGGGCCAGCUGGACCACAAUGCAGAGCUCCUGGAGGACACUGACACCACCAGGUCCCUGGCCAACCCCCUAGAGGAGAAGCAGCUGGAGGGGGAGAAGCAGCCCCCCAGCACUGGGCAGGGCCCCUUCUUCUACAUCGGGGGCACCAAUGGGGCCUCCAUAAUCAGCGCCUACUGCAAGAGCAAAGGCUGGCAGCGCAUUCAAGACAGUCGGCGGGAGGACUACAAGCUCAAAUGGUGUGAGGUCAAGUGCCGGGAUACCUACUGCAACUUCCGGGAAGGUGAACAGCUCCUCUACCAGCUCCCCAACAACAAGCUCCUCACCACCAAGAUCGGGCUGCUCAGUGCCCUGAGGGAGUACUCGAGGGUCGUGAACAAGAUCAAUAAGACUUCUCAGUCCUCUCAAGCCAAGAUCCUGAGAAUGGAAGAGUUUUUCCCAGAGACCUACCGCCUGGACAUCAGAGAAGAGCGAGAGGCCUUCUUCGCCCUGUUUGAUGAGACGAAGACCUGGAUUUGCAAGCCUACCGCCUCCAACCAGGGCAAGGGCAUCUUCCUGCUCAGGAACCGUGAUGACGUCGCUGCCCUCCAAGCCAAGACGCAGAGCAUUGAGGACGACCCCGUCUACCGCAAGAUGCCAUUCAGGGCGCCUCAGGCGCGGAUUGUGCAGAGGUAUAUCCAGAACCCGCUGCUGCUGGAUGGGAAGAAAUUCGAUGUGCGUUCGUACCUGCUUAUUGCCUGCGCCACGCCCUACAUGGUCUUCUUCGGCCAUGGUUACGCCCGCCUCACCCUCGGGCUCUAUGACCCCAACUCCAGUGACCUCAGUGGCCAUUUGACCAACCAGUUUAUGCAGAAGAAGAGUCCCCUCUACGUACUGCUCAAGGAGGACACGGUGUGGAGCAUGGACCACCUCAAUCGUUACAUCAAUGACAAGUUCAGGAAAACCAAGGGCCUUCCCAAAGACUGGGUCUUCACCACCUUCACGAAGCGGAUGCAGCAGAUCAUGGCCCACUGCUUCCUGGCUGUCAAAUCCAAGCUGGAGUGCAAGCUGGGCUUCUUUGAUCUCAUAGGCUGUGAUUUCCUGAUCGAUGAGAACUUCAAGGUGUGGCUGCUGGAAAUGAACUCCAACCCUGCUCUGCACACCAACUGUGAGGUCCUGAAAGAAGUGAUCCCUGGCGUGGUCAUGGAGACACUGGACCUGGCGCUGGAAACCUUCCAGAAGAGCUUGCGUGGCCAAAAGAUGCUGCCCCUACUGUCGCAGCGCCGCUUUGUGCUUCUGCAUAACGGUGAGACGGACCUGUGGCCGCGCUUGAGCGGCUCCCGCCUGGCCUGCCGCCCCCCACCCGUGCCGUCGGGACCCCGGCCCUCCUGCGAAACCGGCCCUUCGGCGCCGCAGUCCCAGACCCCGGCCCCGGACAGGCCGGGUGCGCGCAGGCCAGGGCCGCCCCGGGGUGCAGGCAGUGGGAGGCCCUCCACGGCCCAGCGGCGCUCUCGGCAGCCCCAGGAGGCUGAAAACCUUGCGCCCGGCCUCACCAGGCCCCCGCUUGACCUCUGGGACGCCGAGGCUCCGGGUGCAGGGCUGCAGCUAGCUACUGGCGAGGCCCUGGCGCCCGAGCCCUACCCGGGGCCAGCGGAGGACGAUCAUGAGGAGGCCAAGGAACGCAAAGCCGCAGGCCACCGGGGCUCCUAA